AUGCCUCACAUAGCGAACCAAAUCCCUACGCUGCCGCAGUACAACAUCUCGCGACUUAAUUUCCGAGAUGUACCAGACAGGGAUGGGCAGCGUACCGCAGUUGGUGCCGACGUUUCCAUCACGGCGUACAACGAGUUUCCAGUCAGCCUUGACGUGCCCGAACUUGGUUUCGAGGUUCUUGUCCCCAACUGUAAUUCCUUCGAGCCCUACAUCCUCCUCGCGGACGCCACCACCAAGCCUCUCGCUAUCAAGCCGCGGAGCGUUGUGACUGUCAAUGUUUCGGGCAUCAUCCGAGAACUUCCCAAGUCCCUGACACGGGUUUGUCCUAACUCCAAGUCGUCGCCUCUGGACAAGUUCCUGGAGCAGUACAUGCACGGCGAGGCUGCCACCGUCUACGUCCGGGGCCGGAAAAUGCCCGAUUCAGACACGCCUCACUGGGUUGGGGACAUUUUGUCUGAGAUCACUGUGCCUGUGCCCUUCCCGGGACAGGGGUUCGACAAUCUCAUCAAGAGCUUCUCUCUCACUGAUGUGAAUUUCCAACUCCCUGACCCAAUGGCGGAUCCCGAUGACCCGGAUGGAGCUCCCAAGGUUUCUGGCACGGUAGAGGUACUCGCCAGCCUGCCGAAAGAGAUGAAUUUUGACAUCAACGUCACGGACUUGCGGGCCACGGCAGACGUGAUGUAUCAGCACAAGAAGCUUGGCGAGCUUAACCUUGACAAGUGGCAACCCGCGAAUUCGACAAAGGUAGAAGGCACCGAGAAGCACGAACCACUCCUGAAGAUUAUGUCUCGAGUCGUCGAUGCUCCCCUUAACAUCACCGACGGCGACGUUUUGACGGACGUGAUGCAGAGACUCCUUUUCGGCGGCAAGGAGGUCUUGUUGGACGUCAAGGCCGGUGUUGACAUCCGCGUCAAGACGGCUCUUGGAAACUUGGUUCUGAAGGAUGUCCCUGCAGAGGGCAAAAUCCCAGUAAAACGUCCGUACUAA
This is a messenger RNA of Colletotrichum spaethianum, 987 nucleotides long. RefSeq lists its product as uncharacterized. Lineage: Eukaryota; Fungi; Ascomycota; Sordariomycetes; Glomerellales; Glomerellaceae. The transcript has a single exon. The record is from RefSeq and is a predicted model, not a curated record. Gene Ontology annotation, cellular component: fungal-type vacuole membrane. The coding region runs from base 1 to 987 and encodes 328 amino acids.